Molecule: messenger RNA, 574 nt
Organism: Bubalus bubalis (water buffalo)
Lineage: Eukaryota; Metazoa; Chordata; Mammalia; Artiodactyla; Bovidae
Product: 40S ribosomal protein S8-like
Exons: 1
Biological process (GO): maturation of SSU-rRNA from tricistronic rRNA transcript (SSU-rRNA, 5.8S rRNA, LSU-rRNA); translation
Cellular component (GO): cytosolic small ribosomal subunit; ribosome
Molecular function (GO): structural constituent of ribosome
Source: RefSeq, a predicted model, not a curated record
UCUGUCUAAAAUACCAUGGCUGGCUCUUUCCAGCCAGCGCCGAGCGAUGGGCAUCUCUCCGGACAACUGGCACAAGCGCCGUAAGACCGGGGGCAAGAGAAAGCCCUACCACAAGAAGCGGAAGUAUGAGCUGGGACGCCCCGCUGCCAACACAAAGAUUGGCCCCCGCUGCAUACACACAGUCCGUGUGCGGGGAGGCAACAAGAAGUACCGGGCCUUGAGGCUGGACGUGGGGAACUUCUCCUGGGGCUCAGAGUGUUGUACACGCAAGACAAGAAUAAUCGAUGUUGUCUAUAAUGCAUCCAACAACGAACUGGUCCGUACCAAGACCCUGGUGAAGAACUGUAUUGUGCUUAUCGACAGCACACCGUACCGACAGUGGUACGAGUCCCACUAUGCACUGCCCCUGGGCCACAAGAAGGGGGCCAAGCUGACUCCUGAGGAGGAAGAAGCACUGUUUAUAAUAGCCAGGACAUGGAAGCAACCUAGAUGUCCAUCAGCAGAUGAAUGGAUAAGAAAGCUAUGGUACAUAUACACAAUGGGGUAUUACUCAGCCAUUAAAAAGAAUACAUUU